Messenger RNA from Prosopis cineraria, 573 nucleotides. RefSeq names its product cytochrome b-c1 complex subunit 9, mitochondrial. The coding region runs from base 109 to 327 and encodes 72 amino acids. The transcript is spliced from 3 exons. Gene Ontology annotation, biological process: mitochondrial electron transport, ubiquinol to cytochrome c. NCBI's taxonomy places the organism in Eukaryota, Viridiplantae, Streptophyta, Magnoliopsida, Fabales, Fabaceae. The record is from RefSeq and is a predicted model, not a curated record.
ACAACAUUGGGGCAGAGCGGAGAAGCGGGCGAGAUCUGUAACCCUGGGGAGAGCGCAGACACGAUCAGUGGUUAACCAGAAAAAUUCAACGAAGCUAAUCAAUCAUCCAUGGAUUCAGCGGCUAGAAGGAGUAGAGGAGGCCUUCUUGAAGGCCUUUACAAAGUCGUCAUGCGCCGCAACUCCGUUUAUGUUACCUUCAUUAUCGCUGGUGCCUUCCUCGGAGAACGGGCUGUGGAUUAUGGGGUUCACAAGCUAUGGGAGUACAAUAAUGUUGGGAAACGAUAUGAAGACAUUCCUGUGUUGGGGCAAAGGCAAUCGGAAGAGUAACUCGUUGGAUUUGUUUGCUGUCUUUAAGGUUCAUACUUUUGGACAUUUGGAGUGAACCUGAUGGACUAGAUGCCGAUUUCACCAUUUUUGUAAUAAGUGUCAGAUGAUACUCACAAGCAUAAUUGCAUUGAUUGUUGGAUAUACAAGAUGAGGAACAAGCAUCAUUUGCUUAAACGAUUUGCUCGGAAGCGUUGAUGUAGUUUAUCCUAACUGUUAUUUUCCUUAACACUGGCACUCCGUUUUUGA